CGCUGCCGGGUCAAAGGCUGCCCCCUGACAACAAGGGGACACUGAAGAUGCCUGAUCAGCGCCGCGCCGCCACACCCGCCGGAAGCAGCUGCAGGAGAAAGCUCUCGCCCAGCCCCCUGUGCCUUUCAGCCAGGGAGGGCAGGGCACAGACCGAGGCCACAGCCAUCCAUAAAAGCCUCCACGGAAGACUUCUGCCCACUCCCCGUGGAGCGUCACUGUCGCCACUUGGCACCUCCCUGCCGCUAGCCAGCUCCUCUGCUCAGCACUCACCGUGCUCCGGGCACAGAUUAACCACGGCUCCCCGCUCUCCAGUGACAGCCCCACGCCAGGACUCCCUCCACGCUCCCUCGCUCACCCUUCAGCCUGCUGCAGUGACCCCAUGGCCACUUCUGGAAAAGUUAUCAGGUGCAGAGCUGCUGUUGCCUGGGCCGUGGGCAAACCACUCUCUCUCGAGGAGGUGGAGGUUGCACCUCCAAAGGCGGGUGAAGUCCGUAUCAAGAUUGUGGCCACGGCCAUCUGUCGUACAGACGAUCACCUUUUGGAAGGCUGCUUUCCUAACGCGGAUUUCCCAGUUAUCCCAGGCCACGAAGGAGCUGGGAUAGUGGAAAGUGUUGGAGAAGGAGUGACCUCUAUGAAACCAGGUGACAAAGUCAUCCCCCUUCCCUUGCCUCACUGCGGAGAAUGCAGCUUCUGCCUGAAUCCUGAAUCCAACUACUGCCUGAAGUACCAUGUCUCCGAGUCACAAAACUUGCUGCCUGACAAGACCAGCCGGUUCACUUGCAAAGGGAAACAGAUCCACCACUUCCUGUGGAUCAGCACCUUUGCAGAAUACACUGUGAUCCCGGAGUACGCCGCUGUCAAGAUAGAUGCUGCUGCACCUCUGGACAAAGUCUGCUUGUUUGGCUGUGGGUUUUCCACAGGCUACGGGGCUCCCAUCAACACUGCCAAGGUCAAACCAGGCUCCACCUGUGCUGUCUUCGGCGUCGGAGCAGUUGGCCUCUCUGUUGUCAUGGGCUGCAAGGCGGCUGGAGCUUCCCGCAUCAUCGCCAUUGAUAUCAACAAGGACAAGUUUGCCAAGGCCAAGGAGCUGGGAGCCACCGACUGCAUCAGUCCUCGAGACUUCAAGAAGCCCAUCCAGGAGGUGGUCACCGAGAUGACCGGUCAUGGCGUGGACUACUCCUUUGAGGCCAUCGGGGAUGUGGAUAGCAUGACUGCUGCCCUGGCUGCCUGCAAUAUGAACACGGGUGUCUGCGUGAUGAUUGGGGUAGCAGCUUCUGGUGCAGUGAUGUCCGUUGAUCCUAUGCUUCUGCUGUCUGGGCGUACGUGGAAGGGGACCCUGCUCGGAGGUUGGAAGAUGAGAGAAUCUAUCCCCAAAUUAGUUUCCAGCUAUUUGGAGAAGAAAUUCAACUCAGACUUGCUGAUCACGCACACGCUGCCGAUCGCUGAAGUGAAUGAGGGAUUGGAGUUGUUACGUCAAGGAAAAAGCAUUCGCAGCGUCCUGCUCUUUUGAAGGACACAGCCACGGGAGGCCGAGCGCAGGGACCAGCGCAGCAGACACUCUCCUGGCAGGGGCCCUUCUCGCCCAGCACCUCACUCUGGGAGGCACAGGGAGAUGAGAACAAGGAACUCGCCGACGCCGGUGCUGCUGCCAGUGGUCCUGCACCCGGCCGAGACCCAAAAGAACAUCUCUUCCCAAAAGUUGCUUUUACCAAUAAAGGGUUUCCCUCAAA
Messenger RNA from Tyto alba (common barn owl), 1730 nucleotides. Its product is annotated as alcohol dehydrogenase 1-like. Gene Ontology annotation, biological process: retinoic acid metabolic process; retinol metabolic process. Gene Ontology annotation, cellular component: cytosol. The record is from RefSeq and is a predicted model, not a curated record. The transcript has 9 exons. Bases 380 to 1510 code for a protein of 376 amino acids. Gene Ontology annotation, molecular function: all-trans-retinol dehydrogenase (NAD+) activity; zinc ion binding. Lineage: Eukaryota; Metazoa; Chordata; Aves; Strigiformes; Tytonidae.